AGUAAAAAAGCCAAAAAGCGAAGAGAAGUAUCAAAUUGGCUCCUUCUUCCUCCAUGACCGAAAGCACAUCCAUAGCUACUCUCUGAAGUCUUGGACCCAACCACUGUACUUAUGCAAGCACUACUGUUGCCGGCGGUUCGCUCCGGCGGCGCUCCACCAGCUCCGCCGUCGUCAGCGGCGGCGAAUCCCUUACUGCGUUACCUUCGCCGCUCCCCCCGAGUAACCCCCUCCUUCAAUCACACCCCUAGGCUCCCUUCUCUUCCCUACUCAUUUUCUCUCUCUUCCCUAAAACCUCCCCAAAAUCUCUCUUCUUCAUCUACAUCUCUAUCUUCGUCUUUUGUUUCAGUCAGUAACAGAACAACAACACCUCUGGCCUCUGCACCCAUUUCUACUGCUUACACUUCCCCAGUUGACGACCCCGAAAAGGCUGCCAAACUAGCUCAGGUUUCAAAGAGGCUAGAGAGUACUUCGAGGUACUUCAAGAGGUUGGGUAGUUUAGGGUUUUGGGGACAGCUAGUGUGCACAGUUGUGGCCGCUGUGAUCCUUUCAUUUUCUGUUGUUUCCAUGGGGAAGAUCACUUCGCCUGCUACAUUUUAUGCUACUGCUGGCGGAAUUGCAGCCGCAUUCAUUUCAGUGUUUUGGUCGUUUGGGUAUAUCCGUCUGUCUGAUAAGCUCCGAAGAACUGCUAAUGAGCCUUCAAAGGCUCCUCCUCGGUCUGAUGUUGUGAAAAGCUUGAAAAAUGGAAUAUUAGUGAAUCUUCUGGGCAUGGGUGCUGCUGUCCUUGGUAUGCAAGCCACGGUAGGAUUGUUGGUUGCAAAAGCUUUAACUUCUUCGGCCACUCCUUACUACCAGGGCAUCUCACCUGGUUACCGCCCUGUUCUGGCAUUGGACGUAUUCUUGGUGCAGGCAUCGGCAAACACUAUCCUUUCUCAUUUCUUAGGGCUUGUUUUCUCACUGGAGCUGUUACGGUCAGUGACUUUACCAGCAUCAGAAAGCAUUCCAGUUCCAAAGACUGCAUAGCCCUGCUCAAAUGAACAGUAAACAUAUACUAGUUUGAGAAUUUCCGGAGAAGAUUCAGGGACAAAAUCAAGAAUGAGAAUCACACCUUUUUUUUGGGCCAGUUUGUGACCACUUACUAAGAAUGGGAUUCACUGUGGUGGUUCAUGGAGAAAAAUUCAUUGCAACGGUUUGAAGACGGAAAGGAUAGAAUUGGGUGGGGGUGAUGUUCAUGAUAAGAGUUGUGUUUUUAUUGUGUAUUUAAUUUGGGGGGUUUUAGUGAUUUUUCUCAAGGGUAUUUUUGUCGUUGCCAUUGAAACGUUAAACAUAGUUGGGUCGACAUUUUCUAAUAACGUUAGAAUUCUCAGGAGAGUUCUAAAAGGAAUUGAAUUUUCCAUAUUUAUUUUGAUGGUUCAAAUAAUUUUGUUGAGAAUAACAUUAUGUAGAAAAAUAAUAAUUUAAUUGGACAAAUGUGGGUUGAUCGAGUC
This is a messenger RNA of Camellia sinensis, 1484 nucleotides long. RefSeq names its product protein TIC 21, chloroplastic. Lineage: Eukaryota; Viridiplantae; Streptophyta; Magnoliopsida; Ericales; Theaceae. The record is from RefSeq and is a predicted model, not a curated record.